CUGAAGGCCAGGGCUGGCUGGCCUUGGCUUGUAAAGCUUGAAGCUCCUAGGCUGGGGUUGCGAGAGGGGCUCCAGGCCUUCCAGAUAUGUGGACCUGUCUCUGGAGCGGUAGCGCUUCACCACCAUCUCUAUCUUCUGUCUUCUGAGGGAUCCUGAAACCUCUGUCAUGGAAAAGUACCACGUGUUGGAGAUGAUUGGAGAAGGCUCUUUUGGGAGGGUGUACAAGGGUCGGAGAAAAUACAGUGCUCAGGUGGUGGCCCUGAAGUUCAUUCCAAAAUUGGGACGCUCAGAGAAGGAGCUGAGGAAUCUGCAACGAGAGAUUGAAAUAAUGCGGGGUCUGCGACAUCCCAACAUCGUGCAUAUGCUUGACAGCUUUGAGACUGAUAAAGAGGUGGUGGUAGUGACAGACUAUGCUGAGGGAGAGCUCUUUCAGAUCCUGGAAGACGACGGAAAACUUCCAGAAGACCAGGUUCAGGCCAUUGCUGCCCAGUUGGUGUCAGCCCUGUAUUAUCUGCAUUCCCACCGCAUCCUUCAUCGGGACAUGAAGCCUCAGAACAUUCUCCUUGCCAAGGGUGGUGGCAUCAAGCUCUGUGACUUUGGUUUUGCCCGGGCUAUGAGCACCAACACGAUGGUGCUGACAUCCAUCAAAGGCACACCCCUCUACAUGUCUCCAGAGCUGGUGGAAGAGCGACCGUAUGACCACACUGCAGACCUCUGGUCUGUGGGCUGCAUAUUGUAUGAGCUGGCUGUAGGGACCCCUCCCUUCUAUACCACAAGCAUCUUUCAGCUGGUCAACCUCAUUCUCAAGGAUCCUGUGCGUUGGCCCCCCACCUUUAGUCCUUGCUUCAAGAACUUCCUGCAGGGACUGCUCACCAAGGACCCCCAGCAGCGUCUGGCCUGGCCAGACCUUUUACAUCACCCCUUUAUUGCUGGUCGUGUCACCAUAAUAACCGAACCAGCAGACCCAGAUUUGGGUACCCCAUUCACCAGUCGCCUCCCCCCAGAACUUCAGAUCCUAAAGGACCAACAGGUGCAUCAGCUGGCCCCCAAGGGCAAUCGAUCUCGCAUCUUGCGUCAAGCUUAUAAGCGCAUGGCUGCGGAGGCCAAGAAGAAGAAACACCACAACACAGGACCUGCCCUUGAGCAAGAGGACAGGACCAGCAGGGUGGCUGCUGGCACAGCCCCACUGCCCAGGCUAAGGGCUAGUCCUCAGGAACCAGGCCUCUUGGCUGGGAUCAUGGCCUCAGAAAUGAAGAACAGCUGGGCUGAGUGGGGUGCUGGAGAGGCCCCCCCAGCACCUCGAGAAAACCGGAUCACCCAGGAUUGUGAACAAGCAUUCCCAGAGACGAGGCCAGAGGUGGCGGGCCAGGGGACCACUGAGGCAGUGGACCUAGAAAAAGAGGAGCCAGACAGUGACAAUGACGGCAGCGAUGAGUGGCAACACCUGCUAGCGACCACCGAGCCUGUGCCCAUCCAGCUGAAAGCCCCUCUUACCCUGCUGUGCAAUCCUGACUUCUGCCAGCGCAUCCAGAGUCAGCUGCAUGAGGCUGGAGCACAGAUCCUGAAAGGCAUGCUGGAGGGCGCUUCCCGCAUCCUUCCUGCACUCCAGGUCCUGAGCAGUCUUCUAUCCAGCUGCAGUGACUCUGUUCCCUUAUAUUCCUUCUGCCGCGAGGCAGGACUCCCUGGACUGCUGCUCAGCCUCCUCAGACAUAGCCAGGAGAGCAACAGUAUUCAGCAGCAGCAAUGUUGGUAUGGGACCUUCUUACGGGACCUGAUGGCCGCGAUUCAGGCCUACUUUGCCUGUACCUUCAAUCUGGAGAGGAGUCAGACAAGUGACAGCCUACAGGUAUUUCAGGACGCUGCCAACCUCUUUCUGGACCUGUUGGGGAAACUACUGACCCAGCCAGAUGACUCUGAGCAGACUUGGCGGAGGGAUAGCCUUACGUGCUUUACUGUUCUGUGUGAAGCCAUGGAUGGGAACAGCUCGACCAUCUCCAAAGCCUUCUACUCCAGUCUGUUGACGACACAGCGGGCUGUGUUGGACGGGCUCCUUCAUGGCUUGACAGUUCCACAGCUCCCUUUUCACACACCUCCAGGAGCCCCUCAAGUGAGCCAGCCACUGCGGGAGCAGAGUGAGGAUCUGCUGGGAGCCGUUUCCUCUGCACUGGCAGCCAUGUGCGUUGCUCCUGUGGGGCUGCCUAGCUGCUGGGGAGCCAAGGAGCAGAUCUCUCGUCACUUGGCAAAUCAGCUCACCGAAGACAACAGCCCCCUGAGGUCAUCUCUCAUCUCUGGCCUGCAGCAUCCCAUCCUGUGCCUACACCUUCUCAAGGUUCUCUACUCCUGCUGCCACAUCAGUGAGCCCCUGUGCCAUCUUCUAGGGCGAGAGCCCCUGGUCUUAGAGUCACUGUCCAUGGUGGUCCAGGGCAAGGUAAAGGUAGUGGAUUGGGAAGAGUCUACUGAAGUGACACUCUGUCUCCUCUCCCUUCUUGUCCUUCGGCUCCAAGAUCUACCUCCUGGAGUGGAGAAGCUAGGCAGUGAGAUUGCUGCUGUCUUUACCCAUUCACACGUCGUCUCUCUUGUGAGUGCAGCAGCCUGUCUCCUGGGACAGCUUGGUCAGCAAGGGGUGACCUUUGACCUCCAGCCUGCGGAGUGGAUCGCUGCAGCCACACAUGCCCUGUCUGCCCCUGCGGAGGUCCGGCUGACUCCACCAGGUGGCUGUGGAUUCUACGAUGGUCUCCUUAUCCUUCUGCUACAGCUCCUCACCCAGCAGGAGAAGGGUAGCCUGAUAAGCGACGUGACUAGCUCCGAAAUGUGGACUGCUCUGUGGCACCGCUUCUCCAUGGCUCUGAGGCUCCCCGAGGAGGUGUCCACACAGGAAGAGGAGCUGCUGCUGUCCAGUCCACAAAGCCCAGAGCCAGACUGGACACUGAUCUCACCUCAAGGUGUGGCAGCCCUGCUGAACCUGGCGGUGGCCACCUUCAUUCAAGAGCCCCAGAUAUGCCUGAACCACCUGUCUCAGCGUGGAAGUAUCCUCAUGUCCACCCUGAAGCACCUGCUUUGCCCCAGCUUCCUGCAUCAGCUGGGCCAGGCGCCGCACGGCUCUGAGUUUCUCCCCGACGUGGUGCUCUCUGUCUGCCAGAUCCUCUGCUUCCCCUUCGCCCUGGAUGUGGAUGCUGACCUCCUUGUAGGGGUCUUGGCUGACCUCAGGGACUCAGAAGUCGCAGCCCACCUGCUGCAGGUCUGCUGCCAUCAUCUUCCGCUGCCACAGGUCGAACUGCCCAUCAGUCUCCUCACACGCCUGGCCCUCACAGAUCCCGCUUCACUCAACAAGUUUGUGAACGCCAUGUCUGCCUCCCCUAGCACCGUCAUCUUGUUUCUCUCAGUUGCCCUCCUGGGUAACCAGCCGCUGCUGACCUCUGACCUUCUCUCCCUGCUGGCCCACACAGCCCGGGUUCUGUCUCCCAGCCACUUGUUCUUUAUCCAAGAACUCCUGGCUGGCGCCGAUGAGUCCUAUCGGCCCCUGCGCAGCCUCCUGGGCCACCCAGAGAAUUCCGUGCGGGCCCGCACUUACGGGCUCCUGGGACACUUGCUGCAACACAGUAUGGCCCUGCGUGGAGCUCUGCAGAGCCAGGCUGGACUGCUCAACCUUCUGCUGCUGGGGCUUGGGGACAAAGACCCUGCUGUGCGGCGCAGCGCCAGCUUUGCUCUGGGCAAUGCAGCCUACCAGGCUGGUCCCCUGGGGCCUGCCCUGGCAGCCGCGGUGCCCAGUCUGACCCAGCUGCUUGGAGAUCCUCAGGCUGGUAUCCGGCGCAAUGCCGUGUCAGCUCUGGGCAACUUGGGGCCUGAGGGGUUGGGGGAAGAACUGUUACAGUGCCAAGUACCCCAGCGGCUCCUAGAGGUGGCAUGUGGAGACCCCCAGCCAACCGUGAAGCAGGCCGCCCUCAUUGCCCUUCGGAGCCUCCGCCAGGAACCCUGCAUCCAUCAGGUGCUGGUGUCCCUGGGUGCCAGUGAGAAAUUAGCCUUGCUCUCUCUGGGGAAUCAGUUACUGCCACACAGCAGUCCCAGGCCCACCUCUGCCAAACACUGCAGGAAACUCAUUCACCUCCUGAGGCCGACCCACAGCACGUGAUCCCAGAUUCCUGGGGUCCAGCCUCCAGCCUUUUUUGCCCUACUAUUGCCAACUCUUCCUUCUUCUGCUCUACAAGCCACCAACUCAACCGCGAGUUAAAAAGAUGAAAAAAGAGAGAGAAGCUGGCUGCCAACUCCACUGAUUAGAGAACAAGAUACUAGGAGAGAUUUAUGUACAAAGCUCCUUCCUCCCCCCAAAUUCAGGAUGAUUUCAAACAGUAAACUAACUUCAUUGCUAUUGGUGCCAGAGAAGAUUCCUUCCUUCUCUACAUCCAGGGUUUUUUUCUCUGCUACUGUGCCUUUACCCCCAGGAACGUGCUCCUGGAUCUUAGGGAGAUGCUUCCUACCUGAGGAAUCUCUUUCCGGAGCUCCUGUAAUCCUCCUAGCAGUUUCUGGGUUGAGGUACACUGACUGCAGGACACAUGGAGACAGCGCCUGCCUCAGCUCUAGGCGGCGGGGAUAAACGCUCUGUCUGUUGUGGAGGGUUCCCCAGCCUAUAGCCCGCAUUCCAUGAUUGGGAGGGGGUGGGAAGUGUAUCUUUUUCAUUAUGAUUAUUUUUAUAGAUGUUUGUAAACUCUUGUAAUAAAAGGUGUGCCUCACCCUCCUGUGAGCUGCCAGGGAAAGGGGUUGGGAGGUACAGCAACACCUCAGCUGCUGUGUGGUGCUGGAAGCCCUGGUAUCGUAUUCACACAAGACUCUGCUGUGGGAGCUUAUUGAUAUCUCCUCCUUCCUUGAAGCACCACUCCAGAUGAGCAACAUGUGGACUCCUACUUCCAAGCCCAGGCCAGUGGGGCUGAAAUAGGAAAGGGUAGGAUUAAACAGAGAGGUAAAUUAGAUUGCUUUGAGAUCGCGGGCUUAGUGGCUAGAUUUAACAUUUGGUGGCGUUUCAGUGUGUAGGGAACCCCAGCUGCUUUAGUAGGGCAGUUGUGUAUGGAGAUGAUGUAGUUUACCAGAAAGGGAUGUUUGGUAGACCCAUUAGUUAGAAUCGUAACCCGGCUGGAAACAUACUGAGAAGCUUAAACCUCGACUCAUUGGAUGCCUUGUGACAAGCUUCCCAGGGCCCUUAUUUCUCCAUCCAUAAAAUGGGAGACUGCUUUUGUCCUUCCUGAAAUUCCAACUGUUUUAGAAGUGAAAGAUGUUCCUUUU
Rhinolophus ferrumequinum (greater horseshoe bat) is the source of this 5274-nucleotide messenger RNA. It is a transcript of the gene STK36, whose product is annotated as serine/threonine kinase 36. The transcript is spliced from 27 exons. Bases 167 to 4129 code for a protein of 1320 amino acids. Gene Ontology annotation, biological process: protein phosphorylation. NCBI's taxonomy places the organism in Eukaryota, Metazoa, Chordata, Mammalia, Chiroptera, Rhinolophidae. Gene Ontology annotation, molecular function: ATP binding; protein kinase activity; protein binding. Gene Ontology annotation, cellular component: cytoplasm. The record is from RefSeq and is a predicted model, not a curated record.